This is a messenger RNA of Neomonachus schauinslandi (Hawaiian monk seal), 1470 nucleotides long. It is a transcript of the gene ZNF584, whose product is annotated as zinc finger protein 584. NCBI's taxonomy places the organism in Eukaryota, Metazoa, Chordata, Mammalia, Carnivora, Phocidae. The record is from RefSeq and is a predicted model, not a curated record. Bases 1 to 1470 code for a protein of 489 amino acids. Gene Ontology annotation, molecular function: DNA-binding transcription factor activity; RNA polymerase II cis-regulatory region sequence-specific DNA binding. Gene Ontology annotation, biological process: regulation of transcription by RNA polymerase II. The transcript has 6 exons.
AUGAGCUCAGGAGAAGCGGGGAAGGCUGUGGCAGGUGAAGCAGAGGGCUUGGUGACCUUUGAGGAUGUGGCUGUGUAUUUCUCACGGGAGGAGUGGGGGCUCCUUAAUCUGACCCAGAGGAGCCUGUACCGGGAUGUGAUGCUAGAGAACUUUGCACUUAUUGGCUCGCUGGGAUUUGCACCUUCAAGGUCCCAUGUGGUUGCCCAACUGGAGAGUGAAGAAGAGCUCUGGGUGCCCAACAUGGUGGACUUGACACUGGGCAGCAGAGCAGAGGUCAGGAAGGGUCCUGGUCCUGGUUGUCCAUGUAGACUGGAGGAUGAGGAAGCCUCUCCAGAGCAGAUCAAGAACUACAAAGUCUACCUAUCAGAGAAGCCCCUUCUGUGUGGGGAGUCUGGAAAGGACGUCCCUACCACCUUAGGCCUCCUCCAGCACCAGGCCACCCACAGCAAGGAGAAGCUACACAAGAGCACCAAGCCUGGGGAGGCCUUCCAACCCAGCUCCAGUUGCCAGCAGCAGCAGGGCCUCCACACCACACAGAAGGCCUUCAAGUGCAGUGACUGUGGGAAAGCCUUCCUGAAGGCUUUUGCACUCCUCGACCAUCUGAUAACUCACCCCAAAGAGAGACCCUUUAGAUGCCUGAAAGUUGGAAAUGCCCCCAAGGAGAAAUCCACCCAUGUUAAUUACCAAAAAAUUCACACUGGAGAAACAUCCCAUGUGUGUAAUGAGUGUGGAAAGGUCUUCAGUUACCCAUCUAAACUGAGGAAGCACCAAAAGGUUCACACGGGCAUAAAACCUUUCAAGUGUGAUGAGUGUGGCAAAACCUUCAACCGUAAAGAUGCACUUGUUCUGCACCAGAGAAUUCACACUGGAGAAAGGCCUUAUGAGUGCAGCGAAUGUGGGAAAGCUUUCAGUGUUCUGUCUACUCUCAUUCGGCACCGGAAAGUUCACAUUGGAGAAAGGCCCUACGAGUGCAGGGAAUGUGGGAAGUUCUUUAAAUACAACCAUAGCUUCAUUCUUCACCAGAGAGUUCACACUGGAGAAAGGCCUUAUGAGUGCAAGCAAUGUGGGAAAACUUAUGUGACCCGCUCUGGCCUGUAUCAGCACUGGAAAGUUCACACUGGAGAACGGCCCUAUGAGUGCAGCCUGUGUGGGAAGACCUUCACCACCAGGUCCUACCGCAAUCGGCACCAGCAGUUCCACACUGAAGAGAGAUCCUAUGAAUGUACAGAAUGUGGGAAAGCCUUCAAACACAGUUCUACCCUCCUUCAGCACAAGAAAGUCCACACUGGAGAAAGGCCAUACAAGUGCAGAGAAUGUGGGAAGACCUUCAGCCACACCUGUAAACUGAAAAAGCAUCAGAAAAUUCACUCUGGGAAAAGGCCUUACAAGUGCAUGGAGUGCAGAAAAGCUUUCUGCCAAAGUUAUACUCUAAAUCAGCAGCAGAAGGUUCAAGCUGGUGGAAGGCCCUGA